ACAACACCUCCUGGGCACCUGCGCGGGCAUAAGGACACUGGAGCGCAUCGCAGUCGCGACUGAGCGAGAACAUGGCGGAUCCUGAGCAACAGCAACAGCAACAGCAACAGCAACAGCACGUUGCUCCCGGCGGCGUGUACUCUGGCAAGAAUAAGAUUCCAACAGUCGGACAAUUCAUUGAGCGUCUGGACAAAGACAAGAAGGACCGAGAUCGACAGAUUGAUGAGCAGAAACAGGGCACAGUCGGCUCAGAUGUGCAGCCUCAUCGGAACGAGAAGAAAUCAACCAAAGGCAAGACAGUUACAGAUCCGACAACCGGGAAACAGGUCGUCAUCGAGGAUGUAAACGAUGCCUUUAUUGAGCGAGCCAAGAAUCCCUCACUUUCUGUGCCCAAUGCGAACCUGGGCAGAGACACAACAGUGCAAACUGAUCCCUCGCAAAAGAACCCAGAAUACAAAGAGAAGCAGGACAUCACAGCCCCUCCAGACCCCAUCGCUGAGGGCUCCACCAGCGAUGUUCCCAUUCAUGGCGAGAAGACGAACAUCCUCUUUCACCCGACACCAAGCGUUAGCUACGAGCCGACAUUUGCGAGACUGGAAGAGCGAGGCUUAUGGCUCGUGGUCGGCGUCUUCUUCGCUAUCGUCAUCCUGGGCCGCACAUUCGGCGGCCGCUACAUUGGCAUGAUCCCUCUGGCCGGAUGCAUAGCUAGUGGCAUCUGGCUCUGGAUCAGAGAGCUCGUUCGGUCCGGUCGAGAGGUUGAAUGGGAAUCCGAGAAGGAGCGUGGCAAGACUGCCACCGCUAAUUUGCUGCCCGAGAGCGUCGAAUGGAUGAACACACUGCUCGGGAUCGUGUGGGGUCUAGUCAACCCUGACAUGUUCACAGCUGUCGCCGAUACUCUGGAGGACGUGAUGCAAGCUUCAGUGCCUGGUAUCAUCGAAAACGUUCGCGUCGCCGAGAUCAACCAGGGCAGCAACCCAAUUCGAAUCCUCAGCUUGAGGGCGCUUCCUGACGACCAUAUGAAGGAUGUCAAGCAAGCUAUUCAUGAGGAAAACAAGAAGAGCAAGGACCCACAAGAAGCUGCUGCUGAUGAGGAAGGCGGCGACUACUACAAUCUCGAAAUCAGCUUCGCAUACCACGCAGAACCUAGUGGCAAGCGUGCGAGCGACAAGGCCAGGAACAUGCACAUGCAGCUUGUUUUCUAUCUUGGUAUCAAAGGUCUCUUCGGCGUACCGCUCCCGAUCUUCGUAGAGCUUCAAAGCUUGGUCGGCACAGUGCGCCUACGAAUGGCCAUGACACCAGAGCCGCCUUUCUUGAAGACGCUCACUUUCACCCUGAUGGGCGUACCGCACGUUGCAGCUGGAUGUAUACCAAUGGUCGAGAAGGGUGUUAAUCUCCUCAACUUGCCCUUGAUUUCUCAGUUCGUUAACUAUGCCAUCGGCGCGGCAGCGAGCAUGUACGUUGCACCCAAGUCCAUGUCCAUCGACAUGCGAGCCAUGCUGCAAGGGGAUGAUAUUACCAAGGAUGUACAGGCACUAGGGGUUCUCUGGAUUCGCAUCCAUAAAGCCAUCGGCCUCAGCAAGCAAGACAAGCGUGGCUCCAAAUGGGGCGGAUCCGAUCCAUAUAUCACCCUUACCUUCAGCAAGUACGGCAAGCCAAUGUAUUGCACACGUGUAAUCACAGACGACCUCAAUCCAAUCUGGGAAGAGACUACAGCACUUCUGGUGACGCCUGAGCUGAUCAAGGCCGACGAGAACUUGAGCGUAGAGCUUUGGGACAGUGAUCGCCACUCCGCAGACGACAUCGUCGGAAAAGUCGAAUUGAGCAUGCAAAAGAUGAUUCAGCAUCCAGGCAAGAUGUACCCACAAGUUUCCAAGUUAGCUGGCAUGGAUGAAGGUUCAGAAAUGCCUGGCGAGCUUCACUGGGAAGUUGGCUUCUUCGGCAAGCCUCAAUUUCGCCCAGCUCUGCGGACUGAUGGCAAAAACAAGGCAUUGCCUGACAACCUCAAGGACCACCCGGAGCUUCAAGAUGAGAAGGGUGUGCAAAACACUGCUACCGACGAUGCUGUGCAGCACACCCCACCAGAUCCCCUUUGGCCGAGUGGUGUCUGCUCGAUCAUCAUUCACCAGAUUGUCAACUUGGAGCUGGAGAACGUGAAAGGUACCACAGGCACUCGUAACGGUCGUGAGUAUGAGCCCGCAAAGCCCUACGGCGAGGCCACUGAAGAAGAGGGUGGCGACCUUCCAACCUCAUAUUGCACCAUUCUGUACAACGAUGAACUUGUCUACCGCACCAGAGCCAAGGCUGUGAGCAGCAAGCCCAUCUUCAACGCUGGAACCGAGCGCUUUGUGCGCGACUGGCGCAGUGCUAUCAUCACUGUGACUGUUCGCGAUAGCCGCAAUCGUCAGCACGAUCCGAUACUGGGUGUGGUCCCUCUAAAGCUGUCGGACAUCCUCGAGACCAGUAGCCAAGUCACAAGAUGGUACCCGCUCGAUGGCGGUAUCGGAUUUGGUCGCAUUCGCAUCUCUCUCCUCUUCCGCUCCGUCGAGACUCGUCUGCCACCGCGACAACUCGGCUGGGAUGUCGGUACAUUCAUGUUCACGUCCCAAAACAUUAAGGCGCCUGGCUACACGCAUCAUGCUAGAAUCAAGAUGCGAACAGGUGGCUCUUCUGGGAAAAUCAGCCGCAGUGUCUGCCACCAGCUCGAAGAAGGACAAACCGGUUACUACUGGGAUCUCACAAAAGCUGACCCAGAAGGCAAACCGAUCAGACUUCCUGUCAAGUACCGUUACCGCUCUCCUGUUGUGUUCGAAAUGCACAUCGCGAACAAGCGGAAGGCCGAUGGCUAUGCUGUUCUCUGGUUGCAUGAGCUGGUCGACAACGAGGAUCAAGAGGUUGAUAUCCCGAUCUAUCAGACUGCGGCACCAGCACGCCUCACUCAGAACUACAUCACACCCGAAAUCAUUGCACAGGACAAGCUGCCGGGCCUUGAUGAUUUGAAGGAGAUUGGAAGACUCCAAUUCACUGGUCGAUUCAAGGCAGGCAUGGACGAGUCUCACGAGGCUUUCGUUGCAGAUAACAACUCGCGAGAGACAUUCGAGACUUGGGAGGCAUGUCUGGCCGAAGGUGUGCGGACAAGGCUUGUCGAGAAGGAGCUUCCUGAACGUGUUCAAACACUUCACGAUGAGUCCCUGACGGAAGGCCGCGAUGUUCUGAAGGAGGCGCCAGAAGAGGAAAAGAAGAAGUGGCUAGCCAAAACCGGCACUGACUGGUCUGGUGCUUUCGGUGAUGAUCCGGCCAAGUACAUGGACCAAGACGGCAAGAAGCGCCGCGAGCUUGGUCGUGACCUGCCUCUCCAGCCUGACGAGGAUACGGAUAAUGAUGGCUUCACUGCCGAAGAGGAUGAGGACGACAAUGAUGACUCUGAUCUGGGCAUUGUCGAUGCCACCAACACCGGUCGUGGCUCAGUCGACGGACGUCAAUCGAUUGGUACUAUGGAAUCCGGCUGGACUGCAGGCACCACCGGCACCUCUGAUACCGCCAUGUCACAGAAAGAUGUCAACAGACAAAACAAGAAGACCGAGAAGCGCAAGCAACGUGGUCUCAUGCAAUGGAAACCUGCUCGCAACUUCAAGUUCGCAAAGGAUGAGGCCAUAAUUGGCGCUAGGAAGCUCAAGGGCAAGAUCACUGGUGGUCUUGACGGAAGACAGCCUGGAGUGGUGAGUCAAUGUCCCAAUCACGACAUUGUCGUUCAUUCGUUGCUAAUGACGCUUGCAGGAAACCGAGACUGGCACUUAAUGACCUCAAUUGCGACUGUUGGUGGCAUUUAUGGAGAACAGGCCAAAAGCACGAAUUAUGACAACCAUAUUCUAGGGACACUGGUAAUCUUCACGAAGUUCUUGGUCACAAAUGGUGCUAUUAGACACGACGGCACAAUCAGAUAUCCUGUAUUGAAGCCACAAGUUGAUACCCUGCAUCAUACAUGUCGAAAGUCCAUCUCCGUUCUCGUCGUCGAACCUAUGUAA
Pseudocercospora fijiensis CIRAD86 is the source of this 4022-nucleotide messenger RNA. RefSeq lists its product as uncharacterized. The transcript has a single exon. Bases 72 to 4022 code for a protein of 1316 amino acids. Gene Ontology annotation, molecular function: lipid binding. The record is from RefSeq and is a predicted model, not a curated record. NCBI's taxonomy places the organism in Eukaryota, Fungi, Ascomycota, Dothideomycetes, Mycosphaerellales, Mycosphaerellaceae.